GCCGCGUCGCCGUCGGCCAUGUCGCCUCCUUACCCGUCCCCAAUCCAGAUCACAAGCAAGAAGCGAACGUCGACGAUGGACGUGAACAUGCCGCCUGGAAAGCGCAGAAAGAGCUCCGUCGUCUCGCAGCCCCCGAUCCACCCCCUGCGGCAGACGUCGUUCCCGCCAGAGGCCGGCUCGGGCUCGCCGUACCCAAGGUCGCCGUCGGUCGAUGCGACGUCACAUGUCAGCGGCAGCGUGGUCAGCGCGACGGCGGGCAGAAAGAAGCGCGGCAGGAGGACGAAGAAUGCAAAGGGGGGAGAUGAUGCUACGGAGAAGACGCCCAGCCUUGUUGGGGGCAAGGCACCUACGACGGCGAGCGGGCCGGGCGGCGACAAGGAGCUGGAGGAUGAUGAGGAUGAUGACAAGGCGGAGAUGGCGCUGGAGGACGCGGUCGCGCGGACACAGGAGCAGAAGCAGGAGGAAAUAAGAUUGAGGGCUAUGCUCGUGGAAGCGUUUGAUCCGCUGCAGUAUGAUCGGUAUGAGUUUUGGCGGGCGGCGAAGUUGAGUGAUGCGGUUGUGAAGAGGGUUGUCAAUGCAACCGUCUCGCAGUCGGUGCCGCAGAUGGUGGCCACGGCCGUCAAGGCAGUGGCCAAGCUCUUUGCCGGAGAGAUCAUCGAGGGCGCACGAAACGUCCAGGCCGAGUGGGUUUUGUCCGGAGAGAAGCAGAGCGACCUGCCAACGCCACCGCCGUCAAGCGAGGAGGCAGCAGCAGCAGCAGCAGCGGCAGACAAGACUGAAGAAGAGGUCGACCUCAAGAGGGGUCCACUCCGACCGGACCAUUUGCGAGAGGCUUGGCGACGCUACAAAGUGUGUCACGAGAGUCGAGGAGUAGGGGUCCAGCAACUGUGGCACGCGCAGCAGGGGACUGGGGUGGAAAGAUUUUCAACGAGGACGCGGAAUAGGCUGUUUCGGUGAAAAAAAGGCGCUUGGUUUGACAUGCUAGCGUGGUAUUUUUUCUAUUUUUCUUAUUCUUUCUCUUUUAUUCGGCAUUAAGCGGGUGGAAGGGACCAAUUGCGGGAUGGCGUUUUGGAAUUUUCGGUUGCUUUUUUUCUUUUUCUUUUUCAUUAUGAAUUAUGGAGGCGAUCGUCCUGAACUAAAGAGAGACGGCUUGUUUUGUUUGUCACUGCAGGUCUAACCGCUACUACUACCAUUUCUCUACUGCUACUGCAAAAUGCUUACUUAUACUGCCAGAGAUAUGCCAAUUCCAUGGGGCACCUGACAUGGCCACCCAACUCGAAUUGAUCGUCCUCCCCGGAUCUCUCAGCAUCUGCAAAGACGAAUGAAACGGCCUGGAUAGACGAUGACGCGCAGCUUUCGUGCCUCGCUAGCCUGCAGCCGUUAUUGCCCGUUUGGUCGCAAGUGCGGCUCCGUAAUUGGGGCCACGACGGUGGAGCUGGCGGUGCCUUUUAGUGACAGAUUUUUUUUGCUCAGGUCCCAUUCGGUGUUUGUUGCUGCAGACGAUGGAGUAAGGAGAGAAAAAAAAAGAAUCUGCUGGUGUAGUGUCUCUGUAGCACGGUAACUGCUCUUCUGUUAGUGUUAGUGGCCUGGAAGCGCGCACGCGACUUUUUGUGCUGCUGACAAAAAUCCUUCUUGUCCCUCUUUCUGCUAACUCGCCCUGGGUUUUUU
Messenger RNA from Trichoderma atroviride IMI 206040, 1668 nucleotides. RefSeq lists its product as uncharacterized. The record is from RefSeq and is a predicted model, not a curated record. Gene Ontology annotation, molecular function: protein heterodimerization activity; transcription coactivator activity. Gene Ontology annotation, cellular component: transcription factor TFIID complex; nucleus. Gene Ontology annotation, biological process: RNA polymerase II preinitiation complex assembly; transcription initiation at RNA polymerase II promoter. Lineage: Eukaryota; Fungi; Ascomycota; Sordariomycetes; Hypocreales; Hypocreaceae.